Messenger RNA from Musca vetustissima, 1522 nucleotides. RefSeq names its product programmed cell death protein 4 (gene Pdcd4). The transcript is spliced from 4 exons. The record is from RefSeq and is a predicted model, not a curated record. Gene Ontology annotation, cellular component: cytosol; nucleus. NCBI's taxonomy places the organism in Eukaryota, Metazoa, Arthropoda, Insecta, Diptera, Muscidae. Gene Ontology annotation, biological process: negative regulation of DNA-templated transcription. The coding region runs from base 26 to 1498 and encodes 490 amino acids.
AAAACAAAACCGCCGCAUCGUCAACAUGGAAGUUGAAACAGCACGUCAAAAUGGCUAUGCCAGUGCUGAGUCACGUGAAAGCUCCGUAGAACGUGAGCUAAACGGUGACAUUAAGGCAGUCGAAAUUAAUGGCGGCACUGCUGGCGGCGGUCAUUCUCCCAAAGGCCAAAAUGGUAUCAUUAAAAAACCUCACAAUGUCUCGGCCGAUUCGCAUGAUCAACGCAUCAAGCGCAAGGCUAAACGCCUCAUUCAGCGACAAAAUAGUCGCGGUGAAAGCAACAAUGGCGGUGCCAUUGGUGGUAUACCCAUUGUUAUAAAUGGCAGUGCCAAAGAUUAUGUUGUACCUCAGCGACGCUGGAAGAAUAGUCGUCGUUCCCGUUCGGGCUAUGGUCGUGGCCUGCCCAAAAAGGGUGGUGCCGGCGGCAAGGGUGUAUGGGGCCUACCCGGUUCCGAGGCACUCGAAGAACUGUACGAAGAUGAAAACGAUCCCAACUACGAUAGUGAAUCGAACGAUCAAAAUGUUGUAUUAACUGAAGUCAUUCCGGAGCUAACUCCCGAAGAGUUUUUCAAAUUGGCUGAGCCCAUUGUUUUGGAAUACUACGAACAUGGUGAUACCCAUGAGGUGGCUGUUAAUUUCGAUGAAAUAUUAACGGGUAAUUUGCGUCCAUAUGUUACGAGUGUGAUUGUGGAGAUUGCGUUGGAUCACAAGGAUUCGCAACGUGAAAUGACAUCGGUAUUGAUAUCCGAUUUAUAUGGUCGUGUUAUAACGGCCAAAGAUAUUGAAAAAGGUUUCGAAAUAUUAUUGGCAAAUUUGCCGGAUUUAACAUUGGAUACACCAGAUGCACCAAAUUUAUUAGGCAACUUCUUAGCUCGUGCCGUUGCCGAUGAUUGUCUGCCUCCGAAAUUUGUUACUAAACCAUCUGAGCAUGGUGAACUCAAUGAUCAUGCCAUGACGGCAAUCCGUCGUGCCGAUACUCUACUGCACAUGAAACAGGGUUGGGCCCAUUUGGAUAACGUAUGGGGUAUGGGUGGUCCAUUGCGACCCGUCAAGACCAUAACAAAACAAAUGACAUUGCUGCUGAAGGAGUAUUUAUCGUCGCGUGACAUACAAGAGGCGCAUCAUUGUCUACGCGCCCUCGAGGUUCCACAUUUCCAUCAUGAGCUUGUCUAUGAAGCUGUCGUCAUGACAUUGGAAUCAUUGUCACAGACCACCGAGGAGGCAAUGUGUGAAUUGUUGGCAUCAUUGGAUAAAGCUUGUUUGGUACUUCCAGCUGGCAUGGAACAGGGUUUCCUACGAGUUUUUGAUGAUAUGGCUGACAUUGUCUUGGAUGUGCCACUUGCUUAUAUAAUAUUAGAUCGUUUUGUGGAACGUUGCAAUCGUGCUGGUUUUAUAACUGAUAAGAUAUUAAAUAAUAUGCCCUCUAGAGGACGUAAACGUUUUGUCUCCGAAGGAGACGGUGGCCACGUUAAGCCACCAACUCUUCCAUUGCGUGACUAAAAAUCCGUGUUUUUCCAUUUCUCU